Molecule: messenger RNA, 693 nt
Organism: Fimicolochytrium jonesii
Lineage: Eukaryota; Fungi; Chytridiomycota; Chytridiomycetes; Spizellomycetales; Powellomycetaceae
Product: thioredoxin-like protein
Exons: 3
Coding region: 1-693 (230 amino acids)
Cellular component (GO): cytoplasm
Source: RefSeq, a predicted model, not a curated record
AUGACCCAACUCACUCGUCCCCACUCCCCCCCUUCCAAACCCCGAUUGUAUCGUACUCUCCAAUGUCCGCAUGCUCAGCGCGUCGCGUGGGCCCUUCGAUCGCUUGGCAUCGACCAUGAGAUUGUGGAGAUCGAUCUCGCCAACAAGCCCGAAUGGUACCCUGAGGUCAACCCUCGGGCCACGGUUCCGGCGCUCGAACUUCCCGAUGGCAAAGUCUUGAUUGAGUCGUCUGAGAUUGUUUACUACUUGGAGGAGGCCUAUGGGUCCGGGUUGGAGGGCAAAAGUCUGCUCAGCAAGGGACCCGUUCGAGCGCUAUCAAACUCGCAUCACGAUCUGUACAUUUGCGGACAAGGUUUCUCCUCGGCCUACGGCGCCUUCGUGCGCAACACCGACCGCACCAAAAAAGACGAAAUCCACACCCAGCUCCUCUCUGCUCUCAAAGACCUCAUCAACACGUUCCCGGCCACAGGCCUUCCCAGCAAACUCGCCAUCAUCCACAUCUUCCCCCAUCUCUGGAGGUUGAACGUGGUGGGCCCCUACUGGCGUGGUUUGGACAUUCCGAAGAACAAGGAUUUCCAGCCUUACUGGAAUUUGGUGGAGGCUGCUAGCAAGGAUGAGGGGUUUUUGAAGACGAGGCCUGAAGAGGAAGACACUAUCAAGGCGUAUGGGAAGUGGUAUAAGGAGAGGAUUUGA